AUGGCUCACAUGGAUGACUUGAUAUUUGUCACAGCUUCGAAUCCCGAUCGCUUUCGCGAUAAAGACAUCCAGCGCACCGUUCGAAAGCGCGUAAUGCGCGAUAUCGGCAAGACGCGACGAAAAAGCAAACACACCCCUGCAGUGACUUUUGUCUGGCAACAAUACACACUGCCGGAAUCACCAAGUUCAUGUCUCGGCUCAAAUCCUUUCCCCGUAGAGAUAGACCAUCGGGGGCUGGAAUUGAUUCAUUUCAUGAAUGCGGAGGCAGAAUACAAUUACCGACCUUUUCGGAAGAUUUGGUUCUCAAUGGCGCUGAGUGAUGAGAGUGCUUUUAUUCUCUGCAAGGCCAAUGCUGCCAUGUUUCUAGAAGAGGCUCAACACCCUGAUAAAUUUCGCUAUGAAACUUGCCAAGAGACUUUGACUUAUUACGGCCAGUGUGUGAGACAAGUUACUGAAAGAUUGUCGAAUCCACAGGAGCGUACUAGUGAGGGCAUCAUUACCUGUAUCUUGGGAUUGAUCUGUCAUGAUCUAUACGUUGGUACCUUGGAUCGUUGGGCAUACCAUAUCGAGGGACUGGCUCAGGUUAUCAAAAUCCGAGGAGGCUUUCAUGGUCUCGACGAAAGAGUCCAACUUUUUGCUUCGUGGUUUGAUGUCUUAGGGUCAGUGGUUAAGGAUUCCCUGCCGAAUUUACCUACUUCUUCGGCCUACUUAGAUCGCCUGGUCGAAGAUGCCAGAACCCCAAAACCAUUUGAAUAUCUCUUUGAUGAGCUCGAAGGGUCGUCUGGCGAAUUUGAAUCUCCCGUCGCGAUACUCCGGAGAGUCCGAGUACUGGCGGAGUACAUCAACGGUCGAUGCAGCCAACCGGGAUUCUGGAACGCCGAAGACGAUAUGAGCCCCCUUCAAGUUCUUGCACCAAUCACGCAUGAUCUACUCUCACUGCCUCGGGUGGAUGAGCUGGCAUCAGACGAGUUUGAAAUCGUCCGUGAGACCAUGCGACUUGCUCUGCUUAUCCUUCUCUGCAGAUUGAAAGCAACUUAUGGAUUUAGUGCAGUUGAAAUGACUACUCUGCAGAAUAAAUUCAUUCGCUUUGUUGGUAAUACCAAGGUUAUCCAUGAAAGUCUUUUAUUUCAACGCCUGCAGUUAUGGGCUCUCGUCACAGUCACUAUGCUCAACCCUAGCGGGCCGGGGCGAGACCUCCUUAUUGGGAAGAUAUUUUUGUGCGUGAGAUCACUGGGCUUACCAGAUGGUCAAAGUACAAUCGAAGCUGCUCGGGAUAUUAUAUGGAUUGAAAUUAUUUCAAAGGAUACAGUUGGACAACUCGUACAUGAUAUCGACUCGGGUGCGCAUGAUUGA
Molecule: messenger RNA, 1353 nt
Organism: Penicillium manginii
Lineage: Eukaryota; Fungi; Ascomycota; Eurotiomycetes; Eurotiales; Aspergillaceae
Exons: 3
Coding region: 1-1353 (450 amino acids)
Source: RefSeq, a predicted model, not a curated record